Molecule: messenger RNA, 1707 nt
Organism: Erigeron canadensis
Lineage: Eukaryota; Viridiplantae; Streptophyta; Magnoliopsida; Asterales; Asteraceae
Product: 9-cis-epoxycarotenoid dioxygenase NCED6, chloroplastic-like
Exons: 1
Coding region: 1-1707 (568 amino acids)
Biological process (GO): carotene catabolic process
Cellular component (GO): chloroplast stroma
Molecular function (GO): carotenoid dioxygenase activity
Source: RefSeq, a predicted model, not a curated record
AUGGAGGCGUCUAUGUAUCUUUCCAACUAUCCAAAAAAACCAUUAAUUACAGGUAUUACAAAAGCACCGUCCUGUAAACUAUUAUCGCCUUCAAAAAAUCCAACAUAUAAGUUACCUUUGCCAAAAUUAACCACCACCGGAGAUAAACUUCUUAAUCCACUUCAAAAACUAGCAGCCUCGGCUCUAGACUUUCUAGACCAAGCACUUGUAAAAAUUGAAAAAAAACAUAAACUCCCUAGCACGAUUGACCCGGAGAUUCAGUUAAUGGGAAACUUUGCCCCAGUUCCUGAAUGUCCGGUUCAACAUGCAUUGGAAGUAAUAGGUGAAAUACCAGUUGGCUUAACCGGGGUGUACCUUAGAAAUGGGGCCAACCCGAUGCUUAAACCAACUGGUGGUCACCAUUUAUUUGACGGUGACGGCAUGAUACAUGCAGUCACGUUGGGACCAGACAAUAAAGCCAGUUAUUGUGGUCGGUUCACUCGAACCAGCCGUUUAGUCCAAGAACAAUCACUAGGCCGGGCUUGUUUUCCUAAGCCAAUAGGUGAGCUGCAUGGCCACCUUGGUUUAGCCCGGCUCGCGUUGUUUUACGCUAGAGGUUUAGCCGGUAUCAUAGAUACGGCUCAUGGGACCGGCGUAGCAAAUGCGGGUUUGAUUUAUUUUAACGGUAGGUUGUUAGCAAUGUCGGAAGAUGAUUUGCCUUAUAGUAUAAGGAUAAAAAAUGAUGGUGAAAUAGUGACAUGUGAACGUUUUGAUUAUGACGGACAAGUUAAGUGUCCUUUAAUUGCACAUCCUAAAGUGGACCCUGUCACAGGUGAACUUUUUUCGUUAAGUUACGAUGUUGUGAAAAAACCAUACCUUAAAUUCUUUAGUUUUGAUAAAAAUGGUCAUAAGUCACGUGAGGUUUCUAUUUCACUAGACCAACCGACAAUGAUACAUGACUUUGCUAUCACGCAAACUCACGUGAUCAUUCCGGAUCUCCAAGUUGUAUUCAAGUUAUCCGAAAUGGUUUGGGGCAAAUCACCCGUGGUCCAUGACCUCAAUAAGGUAUCAAGAUAUGGUAUCUUACCUAUAUCCGCUGAAAAUGAAUCGGGUAUCCAAUGGAUCAAUGUACCCGAUUGCUUUUGUUUCCAUUUAUGGAAUGCAUGGGAGGAAGACGACUUGGAUAAUGGUGAUAAAAUCAUUGUCGUAAUCGGGUCGUGCAUGACUCCUCCAGAUGCCAUAUUUAACGAAAACAACGUUGAGCCUCUUAGAAGUGAAUUAACCAAAAUUCGGUUAAACACGACAACCGGGAAGUCAUCUAGACGUGUUAUCGUGUCUGGAAUGAACUUGGAUGCAGGAAAUGUAAACAAAAGAUGUCUUGGACGUAAAACACGUUUUGCUUAUUUUGCAAUAGUAGAACCCUGGCCAAAAUGUAGCGGCAUGGCCAAGGUUGACGUGGAGACAGGACAUGUCUCCAAAUUAUUCUACGGAAACCAAAGAUUUGGAGGCGAAACAUGUUUCGUUCCUAUAGGGAAUAUUGGUGAUCAUAAGGAAGACGAAGGGUAUAUAAUGAGUUACGUUAGGGAUGAGGAAAAAGAGAUGUCCGAAUUAGUUAUAGUUGAUGUUUCUAGUAUGAAGCAAGUAGGGAUGGUGAGAUUACCUACUAGAGUUCCAUAUGGUUUUCAUGGCAUUUUUGUUACUACUCAAGAUUUAGCUUAUCAAUUUUAA